GGCAGUAGUGCAGCAUUUUGGAUUCAACGCUGCCUGAAGAAGAAGUGGCGUCCAGCUGCAUUUAGCAUCAAGAAGAAAGUGUCGAGGAGUAAAACUUUAUUUUCUCUGCUGGUCGCUGCAGGAGGAAGGUUUGUUUAACAAGGACACACCCCCCUGUUGACACCCAGCUGGCACAGCUCCUCUGGAGGAAAAUGGGCAACACACCAAUCAUCUGAUUUUACCUCCCUAACAUGACACGCAGCCAAAAAAGGGUGCCCUGCCCCUGUCCUCACUGAGGCUCCUGGCUGCACCUCUGCGGGUGAUGCUGGCUGUGAUGUGGAAGGUGGUUCGUCAGAGGAAUGUAAAGCAUUAUGGGAAGGUGGUGGAGUUUGUGUCCUUGGUAACUGAGGCCAUCCCUGAUAUAUUGACGGACAGCCAGAUGAGACUGCUCACUCUGGGAUUAAGAGCAAAGGUGACUUUACAGAUGUUGCGUUCUGGACAGUCAGAUGAUCUCAGACAGGUUAGAACACACUUAGACAGCCUCCUGCCGACCAGCUCAGAACAGCUUGGGCCACAAACUGAAGGCCUUGAAGACAACUUUGUCCAACUUAUUCAGAGACUUCUGGAGGACGCAAAAGGGAGAGAACACUUCCUUGAGGACGUGUUUCCUGUGGAGUUUGGCCCCAACUUUGAUACAGCACUGGAGACGAUGGUUUGUGAUUUCUUCAGCCGGCUGGAAGAGCUUCUGCUUAUACCGAACUUUAAACAGACCGCAGUAUGGAUCAGUGAUACAUCCUCUGUGCUAGAAGAGUACAUGCAGUGUGUGACCAAUACAGAUGACCUCAGAGUUUUGCUCAGAAGCAAGGUGCACCAUGGUAAAAUGGCCAAGAUGGAUUCAAGUGAAUUCAGCGUCCCCCUGUCCUCACUGGCGCUCCUGGUCCCACCGCUUCGGCUGAUGUCAGCAGUGAUGUGGGAAGUUGUGCGCCAGCGCAACAUAAAGCAUUAUGGGAAACUGGAGGAGUUUGUGUCCAUGGUGACAGAUGCAGUUCCUGAGCUGAUGAGUAAAAGGGAAGGGAGGCUGCUCUCACUGGGCCUUAGGGCUAGGACAACUCUUGAACUGUUGCGUUCCGAACAUCCUGAAGACCUCAAGGCUGUUGAGACCCACCUUAACCGAAUCCGAUCUUCUUGCAUUGAGGAGACAAAUGAUCCUAUUAUUGAAGCACCAGAGGCAAACUUUAUGAAGCUGGUACAAGGGCUCAUUGAAGACACUGACGGCAGAGAACAUUUCCUCAAGAACGUGUUUCCUGUGGAGUAUGGCCCCGACUUUGACACAGCACUGGAGACUUUAGUUUGUGAAUUCUUCACAAGACUGGAGGAGCUGCUGCCAAUACCAGAUUUCAAACAGACUGCCUCCUGGAUCAGUGCUGCCCCCUCGGUCUUAGAGGAGUACAUGCAGUGUGUCUCAAAUGGAGAUGACCUGAAGUUUCUCCUCCAGAGCAAACAGUGCCAUGGAAAACUGGCAAAGAGCAGCAUUGCUCCGUUUCAGUCAGAUGAUCUGCUCAUCCCCUCUCUGUCUCUCCCUCCAUCGCUGGAAGUAGCCAUCGCUUCCCACCCGAGUGCUUGUGACGAUGAAAACAAUGACGUUCCUCAGAUUGUUAUGUUCGAUGAAGAAUUGUCUACAAACCCUUCCACCUCAACUGACUUUCCUGAAUCACCAAAACAGACUGACAUCCCAACGUCUCCUCACAGAAGACAGCAGUCAGCAAUGCACAAAUGCUCCGAGUGUGACAAGUGUUUCAAGCAUCAUUCAGUCCUCAUCGAGCACCAGAGAGUUCACACCGGGCUGCAGCCUUACAACUGCUCAGAGUGUGGGAGGGCUUUCAGAACAGCCACCCUGCUGGCCGGUCACAGGCUGCGCAAAUGCAAAAAUGCUGCAUAUCUAUGUAUAAAAUGUGGGAACAGUUUCCCAACCUCACUGGACAAAUUCAGACACCACUGCCCGAAACGGGGCCGUCACUACGACUGUGGGCAUUGUGGAAAGAGAUUUCAAAAGUCUAGCAGCUUAAAGGAGCAUCUGCUAACUCACGUUCAAAACCGGCUUUUCAAGUGUAGCCAUUGUGGGGUGGGGUUUUCAGGGAUUGGUGAUCUGAAGUAUCAUCAGCAGGUGGAUCAUGAUAAGCCAUACCAGUGUAAACAGUGCGGAAAGAGCUUUAUCACCUCCAAGUGUCUGGCCAAACAUCAACAACGUCAUCAAGAGGUUGGUGAAAUGGAGACGGCCAAAUUAAUGAGUGGAGGUAAACAUAGAAAAAGUGGCUCAGCUCAUCGCACUUCUUCAUCCUCUCUAUCGUCCAGGAAGACGUCUAACAAAUCUGUCUACCCUCGCGGACGAGUCAUUCAUAACUGCCCUCUGUGUGGGAGGAGCUUUAAGUAUCGCUUUGAAUUCCUGGAACACCAGAGGUUCCACACGGCAGUGAAGCCAUAUAAAUGCUCCCAGUGUGGCAAAUCCUUCCGCACUGAGGUCCACCUCUCCGGACACAGGAGGAGAAAGUGUAAAAAUGCUGCCCAUAUCUGCACCAAAUGUGGCUGUCAGUUCAGGUCUCUGCACGAACGCCUCAGACACCAGUGUGUGCAGCUGCUGACAAAAUACGAGUGUUCUCACUGCGGGAAGACCUUCAAGAUGGCACACCUGCUCAGGAACCAUCAGAUGAGUGAACACCAGCUUCCCUACAGCCCCAACCAUCGCUUCAGGUGCAGAUACUGUGAGGAGACUUUCCCUGGGAUCAGCGAACUGAAGUACCAUCAGAGGGUUGACCAUGAGAAACCCUACCAGUGUCAGGAAUGUGGCAAGUGUUUCCUGUCUGAAAAAUGCCUCGCCAAUCACGAGCUACGCCACAACAAUGACAGACCAGAGAGCUGUCUGGUCUGCGGCCGCGGCUUUAGAAACCGCUAUGACUUGAAGCAGCACAUGCGCACCCACACAGGAGAGCGACCUUACCAGUGCACCCACUGUUCACAGUGUUUCUCCACUGCAGGAGGACUGAGGAGUCACACACGGGUUCACACAGGCGAGAAGCCGCACGUUUGUCCAGAUUGUGGGAAGGGCUUCUCCCAGAUUGGUGCAAUGCGCACGCACAGGCUCACCCACACAGGAGAACGGCCAUUCAAGUGCACGGUCUGUGGCAAAGGUUUCACAAUGGCACACAAGGUAACGGUUCACAUGCGCGUUCAUACUGGGGAGCGGCCGUACGUGUGCACUCAGUGCGGGAAAGCCUUCUCAGAUGGAAGUGUGCUGAAGCAACACAUGCUUAACCACUCAGGAGUGAGACCAUACCACUGCCAGAUCUGUCCCAAGACGUACACGUGUCUGAACCACCUGAGGAGGCACCUGAAAAGCCACUCCAACAUGAACUGAGCCACACAUGGAGAAAAAGUGGAGCACAAUCCAGUGACACUUAUACAAAUAUACUGAAACACUUCCUUUGACAGGGUGGCUACUGAAACUGCAAUGUAUUGAUGCACUCAACCAAGCAAUACACGAAGGACUAUAGACAGAUGUUGCACAGUUGCUGUUCAAAUUGAGUUAAAUGCUCAAAUUUUACAGUUCUUGUAAAAUAAAUCUAGUUCCAACGUUGCCAUUUCUUGAGGACUAUUGAAAAGUAACACGUGAACAUUUGUUGCUCUGUAAAUAAGAUGAAAGACAGAUACUGUAAGUGAAAAUAACGAUUUCAAAAUGACAUCACUUUAUUCCUCUUGGCCAUUUAUAUCCCAACUGUGGUUCAUGGAUUUCAGAUUAAAUGACCUUGUUACACCUCAUGCAUGUAAAUUGAUUUAAUUUAUUCAAGACAAAACACUGCAAUAAAGAGUAUAUGUGUCCCUCUGA
Paralichthys olivaceus (Japanese flounder) is the source of this 3859-nucleotide messenger RNA. Lineage: Eukaryota; Metazoa; Chordata; Actinopteri; Pleuronectiformes; Paralichthyidae. The record is from RefSeq and is a predicted model, not a curated record.